AGUGAAAAGGCGCAGGGUGUCGUCGGAGUGGCUCCUCUCGCCGGUAGACGAUCUGCGCCGGAUGCUCUCAUGCCUGCUGUGCUGUCUGACUCCGGGAGGAUGGACGGUGUGUCGUUAGGACACUGCCUCUCCUGUCUCACCAGUCUGGUGGCGGCGUCGGCCUCGCCGCGGCCGAACUGCGCCACGGAUUCAGAGGACGACGUGGCGAACGAAGGGAUUCACACCUUCAACCAGACACACAUGAGGAAGGCCUUCCAGCUCAUGAACGACCUGCGCAGUAAACAGAUGCUGUGUGACGUCCAGCUGGUGGCGGGCAGCGUGGAAGUGCCGGCCCACCGGGUGGUCCUGGCAGCCUGCAGCCCGUACUUCUGUGCCAUGUUCACAGGAGAUAUGAGCGAGAGCAAAGCGCAGCAGGUGGAGAUCAGAGAGGUCGAUGGUCAGACGCUGAGGAAGCUUGUGGAUUACAUUUACACCGCAGAGAUAGAGGUGACAGAGGACAACGUCCAGGUCCUCCUGCCAGCAGCCAGCCUCCUGCAGCUGAUGGACGUUCGUCAGGUCUGCUGCGAGUUCCUGCAGUCUCAGCUUCAUCCCACCAACUGCCUGGGAAUCAGAGCCUUCGCUGACCUGCACACCUGCACGCAGCUGCUCAGUCAGGCCCACGCUUACGCCGAGCAGCAUUUCUCUGAGGUGGUGCAGAGUGAGGAGUUCCUGGGUCUGUCUCUGCAGCAGGUGUCCAGCCUGAUAUCCAGCGACCGGCUCACCGUCUCCACUGAGGAAAAGGUGUUUGAAGCGAUGAUAUCUUGGAUCAAAUACGACAAACCGACUCGUCUGGAGUUUAUGCCCAAACUGAUGGAGCACGUCAGGCUGCCGCUGCUGUCCAGGGAUUACCUGGUCCAGAUCGUUGAGGAAGAAGCUCUGAUAAAAAACAACAACACCUGUAAGGACUUCCUGAUUGAAGCCAUGAAGUACCACCUGCUGCCGGCGGACCAGCGCCACCUCAUCAAGACGGACCGGACCCGACCCCGGACCCCCGUCAGCAUCCCCAAGGUGAUGAUCGUGGUGGGGGGGCAGGCCCCCAAGGCCAUCCGGAGCGUGGAGUGCUACGACUUCCAGGAGGACCGGUGGUACCAGGUGGCGGACCUCCCCUCCAGACGCUGCCGGGCCGGCGUCGUCUCCAUGGCGGGCCGGGUUUACGCCGUCGGCGGCUUCAACAGCUCGCUGAGGGAGCGGACUGUGGACGUUUACGACGGCGCCAGGGACCACUGGAGCGCGGCGGCGAGCAUGCAGGAGAGGCGCAGCACGCUGGGGGCGGCGGUGCUGGGCGAGCUGCUGUACGCCGUCGGAGGCUUCAACGGGAGCAUCGGUCUGUCCACCGUGGAGGUUUACAGCCCCAAGACCAACGAGUGGAGCUUCGUGGCGUCCAUGAACACCCGGCGCAGCAGCGUGGGCGUGGGCGUGGUCGACGGGAAGCUGUACGCAGUGGGCGGUUAUGACGGGGCGUCUCGUCAGUGCCUCAGCACAGUGGAAGAAUACGACCCGUCUGAUCAGUGGUGCUACGUGGCCGACAUGAGCACACGGAGAAGUGGAGCAGGUACGGGGUUUCUGGGCGGCCUGCUGUACGCCGCGGGCGGCCAUGACGGUCCUCUGGUGAGGAAGAGCGUUGAGGUGUUCGACUCCCAGAGCAACACGUGGCGCCUGGUCAGCGACAUGAACAUGUGUCGCAGGAACGCAGGCGUUUGUGCCAUAAACGGGCUGCUGUACGUGAUCGGCGGCGACGACGGGUCCUGCAACCUGUCGUCUGUGGAGUUUUAUAACCCGAUGACGGACAAAUGGAGCCUGAUUCCCACCAACAUGAGCAACGGACGCAGCUACGCCGGAGUGGCAGUGAUCGACAAGCCGCUAUGACCCGGGCAUAAACCCAGAACCAGAACUUUAUGGUCCACGAAGAGCCUCCAUGUUUGGUUCUGAUCCGCUUCCUUUGGGGUUCCAGUACAAACGGAUGUAAAUCCACCAAACCGAGCCGCCGGUUCUGUUGGCUUGAUGGUCGGACUCCAGGAGCGGGUUGCAAUAAUUGCAGUGGUGACACCUGGUGGUGACCAGCAGUAUUCCUCCUCGACCCAAACGGCCGAAACCAGAGCGCCGCAACAUGAAGAAUGUUAAAAUUAUAUGCAACAAAAACAGCAGAUUUGGUAUUUUUGCGAGUUUUUUUAAAGUUUGGGCUCAGUUUUGGUGUUUUGGUUCUGGACUAAACACUACUGAUGUUCUGCACUGAACGCUGCUGCUCAUUCUGAAGCUGCCAGCCGCACACAUCAGAUCAGAGACACUGGAGCUGAAAAUGAUGCACUGUAAAAAUGAGCUGGAAAGACAUCAUGACUUUAUUUAUUGACUCAUUUGCCACUGCGUUCAGGAACAGGAUCCUGAAACAGAACCAUGUUUACCGGAUCGGAUCUUAGUUUAUUCUAUAAAAGCACAUAAAGUUUAAAUGUAACCUUCCUGUUUUUAUACGUCACGUGAUUUUCAUUCAUCUGGUUGGAUUUAAUGUUCUGUUAUGU
Molecule: messenger RNA, 2552 nt
Organism: Poeciliopsis prolifica (blackstripe livebearer)
Lineage: Eukaryota; Metazoa; Chordata; Actinopteri; Cyprinodontiformes; Poeciliidae
Product: kelch-like protein 3
Molecular function (GO): protein binding
Source: RefSeq, a predicted model, not a curated record